This is a messenger RNA of Fragaria vesca subsp. vesca, 1255 nucleotides long. RefSeq lists its product as uncharacterized. The transcript is spliced from 2 exons. The coding region runs from base 515 to 937 and encodes 140 amino acids. Lineage: Eukaryota; Viridiplantae; Streptophyta; Magnoliopsida; Rosales; Rosaceae. The record is from RefSeq and is a predicted model, not a curated record.
CAUAUAGACCGUGAAAAAGAACGGCAAAAAAGUAAUGGUGAGCUGAGGUAAGAGCUUAGUUAGUCCCUCUCUACCUCCCCAAACAAGAAACCAAUGAGAUCAGCAAGAACCCUUUUCUUUGCCGUGCGGUACACAACACAGGAAGGGACAGAGUUAGCCUGGUAAAAAACACACGCAUUCGAAAUUAUUCAAAUCCUUGCAUACCUCACAUAGCGACCCUUUUGUUCUUUUUUACUCUUACACCAGAUCAAAGUGCAAAAGGCCAUGACCAAAGAUGAUCGAAACUUUGGUAAUAAAAUAAACCCCAUAUGGCUCAUAAUAUUCAAUAUCAUAUUUCUUCGUUCACAUGUAGUAGUUGUAGUUUCCACUCUGCCACCACCAUAACUAUUUAUCCACCUUCAUGUUUCUUAGUCCUCAUUCAUUUUCUUUACUCGCUUCUUAUUUUCAACCUAGUCUCCUCACCUUCUUCAUCAAAAUUCUAAUUCUUGAGUUUCAAACUUCGGAAUAGAAGACCAUGUCUUCCAUGUUAGGCUCACAGGGCGUGGUCUUGGCGACGGCCAUGGCCGUCUCCGGCACUGUCCUCCUCCUCGCUUUUCGCCUUCAGAAACCGACUGAUCACCACCAAAUUUCUCAGUCCUCCCCCCAAAUUCUACGAUCUUGUAUCUCUUCCGAGAAGAAGAGGAAGAACAAGAAGAAGAGAGUGCACUUUGCAGAGGACGUGGUGGAUCCAACUGGGGAUGGAGCAGAGUUCAGAAGGCAGAUCAUAGCUGCUUCUUCUUCUUCCUCAUCGUCAUCAUCAGCAUCAGCAUCACUAAACUUCAAGAAGACUAGUGGAGGUGCUCAGAAAUAUAAAGGAAUGCCAGCAAACCGAGUGGCUCUCUAUAAUGGAAUGCUCAGGGAUCGUGUAGUUCAUCAUCGAUUGGCCUACUCCCACUGAUCAUCGAUCAUCAUUCUCUCUGUAUAUUUCGGGGUUAAUUUGAUUAGUUGUGUAUAAUUAAAGAUUAGUCUUUUGUUAAAGUUUGUAAAUUAUUUUUCUUUUCUGAGGUUACAAGGAAUAUUCGGAAGGGUAUCGUAAGUAAAUGAUGGGCCCAUAGGUUUUGGUAGUUCUUGCCGUUUUUAUGUUUGUUAUAACAUGAUUAGGUGCAGGAUAUGGUUGCUCCUUCAAUAGAAAAACUCUUGUUCAUAUUCAUAUCUUGUUGGAAUUUAGUUGUAGGGUUGAAAUCAAUGUAAAUAGAAUUCCUUUUAAUCUAUCGAG